AUGGCAGAACCUCACAUGAAGACGGCGGGCGUGGCGCAAUACAUUCGGCACCAGGAUGACGUACCAGCUAAUGCCAUCACUCCCACAGAUGCUGUAAUGGAUGAGUUUAAACAGCUCAAGAUGCGACGCAAGUACCGUUACAUUCUCUUCCGUAUUGAAGCUGAUAAGGUGAUUGUGGACACGACGGCGUCGUCUUCUGCUACAUUUGCAGACUUUAAUGCCUCUUUACCCGACUCGGACUGUCGUUACGCUGUUUACGACCACGAGUUCGUGACGGCUGAUGGUCGUAAGUCCAGUAAGCUCUUUUUUGUGACGUGGAUACCACAGAAUUCGCAUCCAGGCUUUAAAAUGGCCUACACACACGCUAAAUCCGCCAUUCAGAGCGUGUGUGAAGGCUGCUUUGAGGUCAGUGCCGUCAUGAAGAAGGAGAUCGCACAGGGUAUGGACAUUACGGACGGUAAUGCCUCUGACUCAGACAGCGAGUUCGAAGACGACUGA
Messenger RNA from Peronospora farinosa, 498 nucleotides. Lineage: Eukaryota; Oomycota; Peronosporomycetes; Peronosporales; Peronosporaceae. The record is from the annotation of a GenBank genome assembly.